ACGACGACGACGGUAAUCAUCAUCUACGUCAUUCUCCAUAUCAAGGGAAAAAUUAGAUUUUUCUGCAGAUGUGCAUGUUUAUCCAAACAAAAUAUAGUAUCUAUUUAAGGUCAGGAGGAGGAGGAGGAGGGUCAUCAUCGUUAUUCUCCAUGUGAUCUGCUGAUGUGCGUAGGAUGUUUUCCAAACAAAAUCGUAUGAUUCAGUAUCAGUGAAAAAAAAAAUAGGCAUGUUUGUUAGAUUUUCAGUGUAUUUAAGCCAGCAUCUUGAGCACAGUUAUCAUCAGUGAUCUCACGUUUAACCAUCUGCACAGAUCUCCGAAGAAACAAAAUGAGUAGCCAAAAAGUAAUCGAUGCCAUGUCUGACGAAUUUGUUAGAAGAAUAGAAAUGAGAAUCGGUGGCAAAGCAUUCAAUAGGACAAACGGCAUCAGAUCAGCAACAACAACAACAACAACAACAACAACUACUACAUCAAUACAAACAAGUGGAGCUGUAUUGCGACGAGGAACUGCCCAAGUCCUAAACCAACAACAACAACAACAACAACAAAGGACGACUAGAAAGGAUGUCUGAUGAGCGGUGACGGCAAGAGAGCGGAUGGAUUCCUGGCAAAUCUUUUUAUUCGAGAAAAGGACCCAAAAGAAAGAGAAGUUGGACAUACGCUAUAGCACACGUCAUCGAGGUGACCAGAUGUGGUGUAUGUGGAAAAAUUAUACAUGAACGACCAGCGACCGCCGUAAAUGGCUGGGAACCACAGAAUGUAUUUGUCAGAUUUUGUCCUGUAUGCUUUCAAGCGAGACCCGGCAUCCAAGAAAAAAGAACAGAUUGGGUAAAAUAUUAAAACAAUAAAUACGUCUUCAAAAAAAUA
Molecule: messenger RNA, 865 nt
Organism: Acanthoscelides obtectus
Lineage: Eukaryota; Metazoa; Arthropoda; Insecta; Coleoptera; Chrysomelidae
Source: the annotation of a GenBank genome assembly